This is a messenger RNA of Vigna radiata var. radiata (mung bean), 1196 nucleotides long. RefSeq names its product derlin-2.2. Gene Ontology annotation, molecular function: ubiquitin-specific protease binding; misfolded protein binding. The coding region runs from base 224 to 958 and encodes 244 amino acids. NCBI's taxonomy places the organism in Eukaryota, Viridiplantae, Streptophyta, Magnoliopsida, Fabales, Fabaceae. The transcript has 6 exons. Gene Ontology annotation, cellular component: Hrd1p ubiquitin ligase ERAD-L complex; endoplasmic reticulum membrane. Gene Ontology annotation, biological process: endoplasmic reticulum unfolded protein response. The record is from RefSeq and is a predicted model, not a curated record.
UUCGUCGAUCCCACGCGCUUCUUGAUUCGUGCUGUCUUUGUCAUUCAUCGUGUCCUCAUCUACUUCUUCUUCAUCUUCAAAUCGCUUCUUCUUUUGUCUGUUAUCUUCUUCUGUCACAUUGAAAAUCAUCACACCGUUUCUUUGUUUCUCAGUUUUCCCAUCGCAGUUGAAUCUAUUGUUCGGUUUCCCAGUUCUUUGUAACCAGAAAUUAGGGAACCCAACAAUGGCUCAAGCCGUUGAAGAAUGGUACAAGCAGAUGCCGGUUAUCACGCGCUCAUAUCUCACAGCUGCAGUUGUCACCACCAUCGGAUGCUCCCUCGAUAUAAUUUCUCCUUAUCACCUGUACUUGAAUCCUCGAUUGGUGGUGAAGCAAUAUCAGUUUUGGCGUCUGGUUACAAAUUUCUUGUACUUUCGUAAAAUGGACUUGGAUUUCCUGUUUCAUAUGUUUUUUCUUGCACGUUACUGCAAGCUUCUUGAGGAGAACUCGUUCCGAGGGAGAACUGCCGAUUUCUUUUACAUGCUUUUAUUUGGUGCCACUGUAUUGACUGGAAUUGUUCUUCUCGGGGGGAUGAUACCGUAUUUGUCAGAGUCGUUCGCAAAAAUAAUAUUCCUGAGCAACUCAUUGACGUUUAUGAUGGUUUACGUGUGGAGCAAACAGAAUCCCUUUAUUCAUAUGAGUUUCCUGGGCCUGUUUACUUUCACUGCUGCCUACCUUCCAUGGGUUCUCUUGGGUUUCUCUGUACUCGUUGGUGCCAGUGCAUGGGUGGAUCUACUGGGAAUGAUUGCUGGUCAUGCAUAUUAUUUUCUUGAAGAUGUUUAUCCUCGGAUGACAGGUCGUAGGCCACUGAAAACACCAUCAUUCAUCAAAGCACUGUUUGCAGAUGACCCAGUUGUUGUGGCACGGCCUGCCAAUGUCAGAUUUGCCCCCCCACCAGCUGAUGAACUUCACCAAGAUUGAGUGAAUGGACAUGAAAUUGAUAGAGGAUUAGCAACGGAACAGCGAAGCGGUUGACCGUGUAAUAUAUUGAUUUAAAACAUCCUUUUUCUCCUGCAUUUGUUAAUUAUUAGGAUUUAAGGGGCAAUAUGUCGAAUGUCAGAGUUUUAACUGAAUGAGUUCCUUUUCUUUCAUUGUAGUUUGUCAGACACCACUCUGUAGAUAUGAUAUUAAUAUCCCCUUUUUAUUUUUAUAUUUUUGA